Molecule: messenger RNA, 2008 nt
Organism: Callorhinchus milii (elephant shark)
Lineage: Eukaryota; Metazoa; Chordata; Chondrichthyes; Chimaeriformes; Callorhinchidae
Product: corticosteroid 11-beta-dehydrogenase isozyme 2-like
Exons: 5
Coding region: 128-1273 (381 amino acids)
Molecular function (GO): oxidoreductase activity
Source: RefSeq, a predicted model, not a curated record
GGGGAGGGAGGGAAGGAGGGGGAGAGAGAGAGAGAGAGUGGAAACCACUCAACACUUGGAUCGUCUGCAAGUCUUUUUUUUCCUUCUGUGUGUGUGUGUGUGUGUGUGUGUUCACAGGCAGAACCAAAUGGAGGGAUUUUCCAGUUGCCUGUUGGUGUAUGUGUGUGUGAGCUCAGUGCUGGGAACUGCUGCUGUGCUCAAACUGUUGCCCCAAGUGCAGAUCUCUCAGCGUUUGGUCCUCUCUGCUGGUCUCCUGGUCACCCUGGAGCGUCUCUGCUACACCUACCUGGGAGGGUUCACAGGCUCUGUCAUCUGCUGGCUGACAUUCCUGCUCUUCCUCUUCCAUUCCUUCUCUCCCCCUCAGCUCUCUGUCCAGGGGAAGGCAGUGUUUAUCACAGGCUGCGAUUCAGGAUUUGGAAAGACCAUCGCUCAACAUUUUGAUUCCAUGGGCUUCAAAGUUUUUGCCACGGUGCUCAAUAAAGAUGGGCCGGGUGCAAUUGAGCUUGUGCAGAUGUGCUCGGAGGAACUCACCCUAAUUCAGAUGGAUUUAACCAAGCCUCAGGAUAUUGAGAACGCUGUUCAAUUCACGAAAGAGAAACUUGGUGAAAAGGGCUUAUGGGGUUUGGUCAACAAUGCCGGAAUCUGCAUUAAUAUUGGUGAUGCUGAGCUCUCACUCAUGUCCAACUACAGAGGCUGCAUGGAGGUCAAUUUCUUUGGUGCCAUUACCAUUACCAAGGCCUUUCUUCCUUUAAUACGCAGAGAAAAAGGCAGAAUCGUAAACGUCUCCAGUCCAGCAGGAGAAACUCCGUUCCCCUCUUUUGCUGCAUAUGGAGCAUCUAAAGCCGCCCUGACCCUGUUCACAAACAUUUUACGUCAAGAGCUGAACUUCUGGGGAGUGAAGGUUUGCACCAUACUCCCAGGAUUCUACAAAACAGCUAAAGUACAGGAUCAUACACACUGGGAGCAACAAAACUGUAAUCUGCUCAAAAAUCUCUCUUCGGAGUUGCUCCAGGACUAUGGAGAAGAGUAUAUUCUGGAGAUAAAGAACCAAUUUCUGAAACGUAUACACUUUGCCAAGGAGGAUUUUAGUCCUGUGAUUGACAGUAUCACAGAUGCUGUUCUCUCAACUAAUCCGAGACCAAGAUACUAUGCUGGAAAAGAUGUCAUUAUUCAAUAUAUUAUUCUCAAUUUUUUACCAAUAACAAUAAGUGAUUUACUUUUCAACAGAUUCUUUAUACAGCAUAAAAUUUUACCCAAGGCUUUGCACAAGUAGAGAAACCCAAUCUACGAACAUGGAAAGCAUCCCCCCCACCUCCACCCCCAGUCUAUAAGUAUCCUAAUAAACUGUUUUGGUAACUCUCAAAGCAAAAGUGACAAAAUAGUAGUUUGUUGUAAUUGAGGGCAGUGAGGUAUGGUUUUAACAUCAGACGAUUUGUACAGAGAUUACACAAGAGUGCAUAAAAAGCAAAUUUGAAGGAAAUACCCUCACUAGUGGUAGAUAACACUGCAGACCUGAAGCUUGAUUUCCUGCUUGCAUUCUUAAUCUAGCUCUAAUCUGUUAUCUUAUUGUGAAUUAUGUUGCAUCGUUCUUAAAAUUCCUAUAGCAUUCCACUGUUUUAUGAGUUAACCAUGCUACGUCCUCAAGGGUUUUGUUUUGCAGAAUAUGAGCUCCCAAACAGAAGGUCGGGUUGGUCUGUUCUUGUUUAAUUUUGGGCAGGCAAAAAUAUGAGUUAGCAAUGGAACAAUUAUAUUUUUGGACCAUCAUUUUUUGUUGACUCCUGUCACAAAUUCUACUCUCAAUUCCUCCCUCGAAGGUGCUGACAUGUGUAGGAGAUGGUUCCACACGCACUGGACACCCACCCGAAUGGCCAUUCUUUAUGCGUGACCCUUGAUACACAUCUAUUCUCACUGGAUGACCUCCCUCUACAAAAGCACUUAUAUUUUACCUCAGUUAUUCUGUUAAGCUGAAUGGCGAUACAUGUGCCAUAAACUCAAAUGGUGAUGCUUA